Messenger RNA from Amyelois transitella, 3659 nucleotides. It is a transcript of the gene Cnx99A, whose product is annotated as calnexin. Gene Ontology annotation, molecular function: calcium ion binding. The transcript has 13 exons. Bases 188 to 1906 code for a protein of 572 amino acids. The record is from RefSeq and is a predicted model, not a curated record. NCBI's taxonomy places the organism in Eukaryota, Metazoa, Arthropoda, Insecta, Lepidoptera, Pyralidae. Gene Ontology annotation, cellular component: endoplasmic reticulum membrane; endoplasmic reticulum. Gene Ontology annotation, biological process: protein folding.
GACAACUGUUUACUUUUCAUUGGUUGAAAUUUUUUUCAGAGGAAAACGAAAAUCAUUGGAUUUCAUUCGUCCGUCAAGCAACAAGAAUUGGUUUUUCCAUUCCUCAAGGAAGAAAUAGUUAAAUAGAACUAGCAUAAUAUAGAAGGAAUUAAACUCAGCAAUAAAAAUAUAUUUAAGUCAGAGUGAGAUGGCUCCGGUUAGGCGUAAUGUGUUAAUAUCAUGUGCCUUACUGGUUCUAUUAGGGACUGCUUCCGUAAGUACUGCUGCGGAAGACUCUGAGGAUGGCGUCACAGUUGAGACUGAAGAUGAGGACCAAUACCAUAGUCCACAAGUGAGCCCAAACAAAGUGUACCUCGCUGAGCACUUUGAUGAUGAGAACUCCUUCAAGAAGAAGUGGGUUAAGUCUGAGGCCAAGAAACAGGGUGUUGAUGAAAACAUUGCAAAGUAUGAUGGUAAAUGGGAGCUACAAACUCCUACUCGGAAGAUCUUCAAGGGUGAUAUGGGUCUGGUGCUCACGACGGAAGCCAAGCACGCAGCCAUCUCGGCACUGCUCAAUAAGCCCUUCGAGUUCAAUGACAGACCUUUGGUCGUGCAGUAUGAAGUUACCAUGCAGGAAGGGCAGAAUUGUGGCGGUGCAUACAUCAAACUCCUAUCCAAAGGGACCAACACCAAAGCUGACUUGCAGAAGUUCCACGACCAGACUCCGUACACCAUCAUGUUUGGUCCGGACAAGUGUGGCAACGAUAACAAGUUGCAUUUCAUCUUCAGACACAAGAAUCCGAAGAAUGGUACCGUUGAGGAGAAGCACAGCAAGAAACCCAGCCAACGCCUAGAUGACAUUUACAAGGACAAAGAGCCGCAUCUGUACACGCUCAUAGUUCGUCCGGACAACACGUUCUCCAUCAUGGUGGACAACAAGGAGGUGAACGCUGGCUCGCUGCUGGAGGACUUCACCCCGCCCGUCAACCCGCCGGAGGAGAUCGACGACCCUGAUGAUAAGAAGCCUGAUGACUGGGACGAGAGGGAGAAGAUUGUAGACCCAACAGCGACCAAGCCCGAGGACUGGGAUGAAGAUGCGCCCGCGCAGAUUGUGGACCCCAACGCUGUCAAACCGGACGGGUGGCUCGACGACGAGCCGGAGAUGAUUCCUGACCCCGCAGCGGUGAAGCCUUCAGACUGGGACGAAGACAUGGACGGCGAGUGGGAGGCGCCGCUGAUUGAUAACCCCAAAUGUACCGCAGCGCCCGGAUGCGGCCAGUGGAAACCGCCCACCAUACCCAACCCCAACUACAAGGGCCCGUGGCGCGCGCCGCUGGUGGCCAACCCGCACUACCGCGGGCGCUGGGCGCCGCGCCGCGUGCGCAACCCGCACUACUUCCGCGACGACCGCCCCUACCGCAUGACGCCCAUCCACGCUGUCGGAUUCGAACUGUGGUCCAUGUCGCCGAUGCUGCUAUUCGACAACCUGAUAAUCACCGACGACGUGGCGGUCGCUGAACAGUGGGCGAUGCAAUCCUUCGCGCUCAAGAAGGCCAAAAUAUCCAGGGAUUCGGACUCCGUGGUGGAGCGAGCGUUGAAGUUCGCUGGCGAGAACCCCUGGAUAUACGCGGUGGUCAUCAUUGGCAGCUUCAUCGUGGUCGGGUUCCUCGCGUAUAUGUGCUGUGGACCUAAAUCUGACUCAGAUGGUGAUUUAAAAAAGAGUGACGGUGUAACGGAAGACGACCCGCAGCAGUCGGAGGGCGAGGCGGAGGCGGAGGCCGGGGCGGAGGCCGGGGCGGAGGCCGGGCGGCCGCGCAAGGCCGACCUCGACGCCGAGCCGGAGCCCGACGAAGUGGACACCACUCCACUCGUGGACACAGAUGGCGCUGGCGACGGCCACAGGAAACGGAAGCCGCGCAAGGAGUAACAUAACUAGUUGUUCAAAUGAUUUCGUCAGUGCGAGGUACAUUUGUAGUGUAUUAUUUCUUACUUUGUUCAAACUACCCCCUCUUUUUGCUUUUCCGCCCUUUUGGAACUUUCUUUUUUUUAUUCACUUGUUUUACAGUUUUAUUUUUAGAUGGACAUCUUGAAAUUUCAUGUCGAUUUUUUUUUUUAAAUUUCUGCCAAAUGUUAAUUAUGAUUGUUUGUUUUUACUACGAAUAUGAGUCGAAGUAAGAUAACUUAUAGAAAAACUUUACGAAUUUCUUUAUAUUUAGCGACAGAAUUUUAGAAUUUGAUAUAAUUUUGUAACAAAAUUUAGCUUUGUGUGUAAACGUUCAAAAUAUUAUUAUAUAUGGUAGAUGAAUUUGUAUUCUUGUCCUAAACCACAUUCAAUUAAUUUUAUUAUCAAUUCUUCAAUUCAAUGCAAUAUUAUUUGAUCUUAACUGAACCAUUUGAUUUGAAAUGUUUUCCAUAGUCAGAUUUGAAAAUACCGUGCCUAAAUUUCGAUAAUUAGUAUUUAAUUAUUGUGUUCAUUGAGUAGUGAUUAUUAAUUACAAUAUACUAAAUUAAUAUUUAAAAAUUCAAAUUACUACAAUUCGUUUCAAUCACAAAAAUUAAUUAAACGUCGAUCCAUAGCGUUUUCCCUUAUUAAUUGUACCAGCAGACAAGUAAACAAAUGGAUUAAUUGUGACUCUUAUUAUACCUAAUUACUUAAAGAUUUUUGUCAUAAAACUGAAAGCCACGAGUGUAAAGAUUUCUUUGCUAUAUAUUUUUUUAAAUUGCUUUUUUCUUUCCUGCCAAAGAGACCAGUGUUUAUGUUGUAACAACACAUGAACAAAAUGUGAACGUAGUUUUUUUUUUAAUAAUUUCGUUAAUAGUACAGAAUGGAUAGAUAUCAGCUGAUUGUAAGAUAUUGUUUUUGGAGAAUAUAGGUUAUUUUGUGCCAGUGCUGGUUUUUUUAAAAUUAGGUUCAUUGCAUUUUUUUUUCUAUCGUAAAAAGCGUGAACAUUCAUGUCUAGAACGCAUUUUAAGUGUGUGAUGUGUAGUUUAAGAUAUAUUUUCUAAAUUGUUAGUUUCAUGUAGCUGUAACAUGACACGCGCGACGCCGUUUUUAACGCGCCAAAAACAAUCGCUGUUUCGCUUUUUUUUUUAUAACGUCGAAACUUGACAGCAAAAGAUUUUCGCGCGAUGAAAACGGCGUUGCGCAUGCCGUGCUCAGUGGACUGAUGACUUACGAUUUCAAUAACUUUAAAAUUAAGCUUUAUAACCAAAGCAAUAGGGAACAUUAAGGUACUGGCCCGAAAUGGAUUUGUAUUAUAUUAUUACAAAUAACAUUAUAACAUAAUAUAUUGAUUGUGUAAUGGGUCAUGCUUACCACAUCACUCGAGUAUAUUAAAAUUUCUUCUUCUCUAUAUUUAUAAGACGCAGAUCAAUUUUGAAUUGAUCAAAUGCCUAUAAUAUAAUUUAUAAUUUUCUUUCUUUAUACAUUUUUAUUAUUAUGUCUGUAAUUUAAAAAAAAAUAAGAAAAUAACUUAGACAUAUUGCAUUUACUAUGAAGUAAAGUUAUGGAAAGCAUGACCUUAUUAUAUACUACCUUGUAAGGUAACUGGUAUAAAAUAUAAUAUGUAUAAAAUAUUUAUUUAUAUUUGUCUCUAUGCAUUUUUGUUCGUAUGUGCGUGUGAGUGAUUAGGUACAAGUUAAUGGACUGUAAUUAAACAUUAAUAAAUAAAAUAUUUAUA